GGGGGGGGGUCCAGUUGGAGACCGGAGAAUAGGGAAAUAGUAGUUUGGGAACUAACGGCCGUCGACGUCGGGAGGAUCAUAUCGGCGACGUAGGGUAUAAAAGCAGAAAAGAAGAAGAAGAAGAGAAAAAAUAAGAAAGAAAAAAUAAAGGAGUUGAGGCGUUAUCCAAGGCCUGGCCUGGGCGAUAUAGGACAGGGGAGCUUUAGAAACGAAAGAGGGCGACCAAAGGGCUCUCCUCCCGAACGACUGGGAUCACGCCUCGCCGGCGACGCCCGCCGUUGUCGUCGUCGUUGUCGCUGUCGUCUCUGUUGUCGAGGGAUAUCCCUCCUAUUCGUGUGCAGAAAUAACCCACCCCGGAGACCAUUACCUCCUCUCCUAUUCUUCCCCCUCCCCGCCCCCUCACCUGACGUCUUGCUCCUGCUGGGUACCCCGUGUGUGUCUCUGUCCAUGACGGGCACUUCGCUCUGCUGCUGCACACCCACACUCUCCCAACGGGCCGCCGAGGCCAGCAAUGGAUCCGACCGGGGCCGACGCCUGGCCGGGCCCGCACCGCGCUCGGCAUACUCGCGCAGGAAAGGGCGUUCGCCCGAGGACGAGAGAGCAGGCAUCGCUAUACAGGGCGGAGGGAAGGGGGGUGGACGGAUGGACGUUGCCCUUUGCUCUCGUUGCACCCAGAUGGCGAUUUGCCAGUUCGUUCCGCAUGGGUAUACUGUGAUGGCACGUCACAUUGGGAGGCCUUGGCUGCCUGGCUGCUUGCCUGCCUGUGGACAUCGCCGUCGAGAAGGAGGAGAAGGAGGAGGAGAUAGUGUUGGUGGCGGUGGUGAGGACUGGUUUCAGAAAUGCUUCAUGAGAUGCUGGGGGGUGUGGUGGGAUGAAUUGGGGGCUGUUGGGUGGAUAGUGCUCAAAGGGAGUUUGAGCCCCGAGCCCCUUCUCUCUCCUUCUCUCACCUCCCCUCCCCCUCUUCUCUCUCUCUCUCGCCGCCUACGACAUGCUUAAUGAGGGGGCGAUAGCUAGGAUAGGAGGCGAGCUUUGAUGACAUUGCAUUGCUGAGGGGGGGCACGGGAGUGGACGAUCUCACGCACUCGUCGGGGUUACUGGAUGUCGUUUUAUUCACUAGAUGUCGGGUUUGUUUAUGGGCUCACCGUGGCCUUUCGGCUCU
Messenger RNA from Colletotrichum navitas, 1159 nucleotides. RefSeq lists its product as uncharacterized. Lineage: Eukaryota; Fungi; Ascomycota; Sordariomycetes; Glomerellales; Glomerellaceae. The record is from RefSeq and is a predicted model, not a curated record. The transcript has a single exon. The coding region runs from base 448 to 996 and encodes 182 amino acids.